Bombyx mandarina (wild silkworm) is the source of this 2120-nucleotide messenger RNA. RefSeq names its product FERM domain-containing protein 8 Bili (gene Bili). Gene Ontology annotation, biological process: negative regulation of canonical Wnt signaling pathway. Gene Ontology annotation, cellular component: plasma membrane; cytoskeleton. NCBI's taxonomy places the organism in Eukaryota, Metazoa, Arthropoda, Insecta, Lepidoptera, Bombycidae. The record is from RefSeq and is a predicted model, not a curated record.
AUGGAACAUCAAUCAGAAAUGGGUGUUUACGGCGAUACUCCUAACGUGCAAAACAGUGGAAACUAUAUUACAAUAAUACCUGUGGACUAUACACGUAGAGGAUAUCAGAUGCAAGCAGAAUAUCAAUAUAACGAGUUUCGAUCCCGCGAAGAAUAUUACAGCGUUCAAAGUCAAAAGUUGCAGGCCGAGGUUAACGCGCAUUUGUAUUCGGUCUCGCAAAGGUUGCCCCACCUCUCGUACAGUCCGCUGGGGCGGCAUAAUGAGUGGGACAAACACGAUCCCCACAAGCCCCUCCAGUCCGACUCGAAGGAGAGCAACAGCUCCGAUUCCCUCGAGAAAAGCGUCAUGGGAUCCAAUCUGAGUAGCUGUUCUAAUCAAACCGGAUCCAGCAGUAUAGCAGCCGGCUCCUUCAGCACAACAGAACCUAUUACCAGUGGAGGGAGUUCGUCUAGUGCUAUAUCCCCACCAUUACCAGGAUCCUCGGGUAGCACAGCCUCUUCAUCAACGGUAACAUCGAACCCCGUCACUUGCAUCUACCUCAUGUCUCGUACCGCAAUCAUGAUGGAGAUGAGUUCGGAAGAAGUACCCGCCAAUGUGACAGCCGCACGAUUCCUUAAUGCGGUUCUGGCCACUGAAGAGUUAGGGUUGUCGCAGCCUUCGACCAGAAGCGUGGCAGCUAACGUUUUUGCGCUGUGGAUGUGCAGUCCACUGUUGGAAAUCCAAUUGAAGCCUCAUCAUAGUCCAUGGAAAAUCUGGGCAAACUGGCAGAAACUACUGUUGCGUUACGGACACGGGUCAGAAUCGAAGCGACGUCGGGAUCAGCCAGUCUUGAGAUUACAGAGAAACGUUUUCUUUCCCAAACACAUCGAAGAAGGAAUCAAAGAUUCCCGUAUACAAGAAUUGUUAUAUGAAGAAGCACGUCACAAUGUGGUCACAGGACGGUAUCCUUUGGAGAGUGCUCAAGCUGUUAUGCUCGGAGGACUGCAAGCUAGGAUACAACUUGGCCCUUACGAUCCGCACCGACAUACAGCUAAAUUUUUUAGGGAGCAUCAAGACAAAUAUUUGCCGAAACAUGCGCGUUCAGGGCGUUGGGCCCAACUACUGCCAGCCGGCAGGAAGGGCAGCCCCGAAGCCAAACUAUUAGAACAAGCGCAGAGACCUCCUGCUGCUCCACCGAGGAAGCUACGACAUAAAUACUUGGCUCACACCAGAACUCUCCCUACUUAUGGGGCCGCCUUCUUCCAAGGGCAAAUCGAGCAGCCAGUCCGGAGUUUGACCAGUCUAUUGACCCACGAAGAUAUUCCGGUCUUAGUGGCCGUCAACUCCAAUGGGGUUUACGUGAUCGAUGACACUGAAAGCACAGUUCUACUUGGUUUGCUGUAUGAAGAGUUGUCAUGGGACAUCGGCUUACCUUCGGAGGAACACGAAGAGAGUCUACCGUGUCUAUUCUUGCAGUUCAUGGUAGUCGAAAACGGUUUAAGAGUCUCCAAAAUAUUGCAGGUAUUCUCGAGACAAGCUAGCAUGAUGGAUACGUUGAUAGAGCACUUUGCCGGGGAAUACAGAAAGAGGCUCGGACAGGAGACGCCAAGUGAUCACGCCAAUUACGACUACCAUUCAGAUUCUGGUAGUAUAUCCCUGCCUCCGCUAUCAAGGCCAGAUUCUCCCCAACGUAGAUUGGCCAACAAGUUGUCUAGGUUGGCGUUGGCCACCCACGACGGACGCGGCAAUCUGCUGGGCGGAGCUGGAGAUUGGGGCGCGGACUUAGACCAUCAACGGCCGUCUUGGAUAUUACCCAAACACUAAAAUUAUGUAUAGAGACUUUUGCAAUUAUUGGACUUCUUUGUGAUUAUCUAGUCAGAAUGUGUUCGUCACUUUUGUUGUCUUUUAAUUUUGCCUAUCUAUUCAUCAGUAGCGUCAUAGGGCUAUUCUAGCUUCGCAUUGGUUGGUGGGCGAUCUCACAGGGCUUAGCCUGAAAGAGUUUGCCAACGUCUGCCCUAGCAAGAGCAGUGCUUCGCUGAAUCUGCCACCAGAAUCGCGAUCCGCUGAAAAGAUCCAGCGAGAAACUCAGCGACUCAGCGGUGCUAUGAGACUGGACUGAAAUACUAAAUCAAAUUGUUAGA